UCAAAAUGGCUGAGCCUUCCCAAGAUGUUAAAACAAAAAAGGGUGGUUGUCAAUGUCUUACAAAAGUCAGCAAUUUUAUUACUGGAUCCAUGGAAAAAGGAUUUUACCGGUAGGUAUAGCAUCGACUGUUUUUCUCCUUAAGCUUAAGCUUAAGCUUAUCUGUCAAAUAAUGAAGAGUCUAAGAAUUUAUCUUUUAUAGUCAUUAUAUACUUUAAAACAUUAGAAAGAACAACUACAACUCUUGACACACUAAUGACCGGUUGAUACUUUCAAGGAAAGUUCAUAUCGAUAUUUUUUAUUCCCCUACUGAAAGUUUGCUUGAGUUGAGUGUUAUUUGUACAUUACGUAAUCCUUUUCGGUAAUAAAAUUUACAUUCUGUAGACUUUAACCUUUUUAAAAAUGGAAGAAAAUGUGAAGUGUUAACACUGACUUAUUCAUUCUUUUCAGUGGAACAACUUGGCUGUCAGCUUCUUAAAAAUCCGGAAAGUAAUUAAGCUCAAAAAAUAAUUGUUAUUUUGUGGUGGUUGUCCUUCAAGUUAAAACACCUGCGCGUGCGUCAAUAUAGACGUUAUGGCGGCUAUUUCAUCACAUACUUGAUGAUGGCCAAAGCGUCAAACAGAUCACUUGUACUUUUUGCGUAAUAUCAAAUAUCAGCUUACCACAGGUAAAUAUUAACCCGCUUUGCGCACGUAUCAAAACUCAACAUGGCGGAUCAGCGGAACGAAAGUAAUCAAUCCAAUCACCUGACAAUUCCCCAAGUCAAUUUCCGAACUUAAAAUGAGUUUCAGUCUCUUCGACGUUCUCCACUGGAUUUGAAAACAGUAUUAUCCCUGGUGUUACAAUUUCGUGUCCUAAGCUGACAAAAUUUCAAAAUGGCGGAUCUACAAAUUCCCUGUAGUUAAGAGAGUUCUCGGUCGAGUUCUCGUUUUUCUUGAGGCUGAAAGAGGUAAUUUUGAAAGUACAGCUGGUUGAAAUAAUCAUAUCAGAUAUUCAAUUUACAAGAAAAUAGAAAUAUGGGCUGUUCGCAUCUCUAUUUAUCGAUGUUGAAGAUAAUGUCAUCGCUAUUAUUUAAAAUUAAUUUAUGUAUGUUAAUUCAGUGACAUGAAAAACAUCGUUCAUGAGCGCUGAACUAUUGCAUGCUGAGUAACUUUUUGAAAGGAGAAUAAUUCAGUUUGAAAGUGUUGGUGUAUUUGAAAUGAUGCGUUUAUUUAUUUGACUGACAGAGCUUUUGCAUUAUUUGAAUGUAUAUUUUUUUGCAAAAUAAUAUGCAAAUGUUCUGUACAUAACUGUUUCCUUCACUUAUAAUCCCAAGAUGAUGAUGUAAUCGAUGGAAAGUUUCGUAUUCGAAACCAGUUGAACUUCAACUGUUAGUUGAUUUUCAUUACAGGGUUCACACAUCAUAAAAGCACACCCAAACACACCAUAGUAUUUGGCCAAUGGAACAUUUGAAUUUUUAAAGUUGGUUUUGUUGAUUGUCCAACUGGGUGAGCUGCUACAUAUUGGUUUCAAAUGCAAAACACAAGAACCCUGGUGAGACAGAAAAACAGAGAUUGGCACAAAUCUAGAUGAAGUCAGCUUGGGGAUAAAUUUGUGAUUGGUGCUUAAAUAAUGAGUAUUGUUGCAACGUGUUUCAAGUGACACUCUCACAUGCCUGUUAACAGCAGUGCGGUGCACUUUUGGGUGUUUCAGAAAGCUUUUGUUAUAUUGGGCCUUUUGCAACAAGACAAAUUAUUAUCCUUUAAGUAGAAAUUUCUGUUUUAAGAAUAGCAUAUGCAACAAUUCUCUGCUUACAGUGUAUCAAAAAUGAAAUCCCUUUUCUCUAGAGCUCAAUUGAACAGAUCAAACUGAAUCAAAGUAAUAAUCAAGUUAUGUUGUGUUUGGGUGUCAAACUUGCCAAAAAGUUCAGUCUGAUUGUGUUUGAUGGUCAAACCCACUUCAUAAUCGAUCAAGACUGCGAUUUUUCAUUGGGUGUGCUGGAUUUUUUGUUUGGUUUUCUUUGAUAGAUUUUGACAGAACUACUUUACAUACGAUAGUGAUUUGCAUUGGUUCCAAAUUCUUGUUGUUUUGCCAUAUCAGGCUCAAAUGUUUUUUUAUCAACCCUUGAUUUCUUAGACUGGGAAAAGCUGUUGGUGGAAGCCCAUGGAUCACCAUCCUAAUUUCACUUCUUGUUGUCGGAGCAUGUUUAGUUGGCUUGGUCAGAUUUACUCAAGAAAGUCGUGGGGAAAAGUUAUGGACACCUGGAGACUCACAAGCACAAAAACACAAGGAAUGGGUUGAUGAUAAUUUUCCAACAGAUAGACGUGUGACCAGGUUUUUACUUGUUGCUGGGGAUGUGUUGACUCCCGCUAUUUUAAAAGAGGUAAGUGAAAAGCUAAGAGAUGGAUAAAUACAUCAGGCCGUGGUUGAUCAAAAGUUGGAUAGAGCUAGCCACUAGGUCCCAGUUUUUAAAAAGGUGGAUCACGCUUUCUCCACUGAAUAAAUUGCUAUCCACUGGAUAGUACAAUUGGUGUCCUUAACACUUAUCUGCUGGAUAGUGAUUUAGCCAGUCGAUAGCUCUAGGUCCAACUGAGCUAAUCCUGCUGUGGAUAGUUCUGAUAGUUACAAGGAGAGUGUUCCUGGUGGGGGGGGGGGGGUAUUGCCUUUAUAUGGUCUGGGGAUGGGGACAGGGUGGUUUUCGCCUCUCUCUCCAAACUGGUAUUAAUUUUCAUGGGAGUGAGUUUGUCCUAAACAGGAUAUCCAAUUUCACGGAAGUCUGUCCUAAACAGGGUAAUGAAUUUGAGGGUUUUGUCCUGAGCAGGGUAUGUAUUUUAGAACUUUUUUUGGCCUUAACAGAUCAGGAUUUCAAACCCUCGAUCAGCGGCUCACCUAGCCUGCAAAUAAAACUGUUUCUCCUUGCUCCUCGCCGCUAAGAAGGACGUUUUGCCCGAAGGAAUGUCUGCGACUCAGCGACAGAAAUUCCAUACUGAUGACGUAAAAUUUGUCCAAAAUCUGGUCAGGAGCUCUGAUUGGUCGAUGUAGUAGUUAUAUUGUUUUACCUAUUGUUUACAAAUGACAGACAAAAGACAAAAGCCACAAAUGUCAAAUGUAAAUGUGAUGAAUCUGUUACAAAACAGUCAAUAUUCCUAGAACAUAUUCUCCUUUAGAAAAAGCAUCUGAGUUUUGCCAGAACUCAUAUGCAAAAGAUCCCAAAACUUUACCAUAAUCAACCAGGAGAAACAUAAAAUCAAACAAAUUUACAUUUGGAACCCCAUCUCUACCCGAUUUAUUAUGUAAAUAUUUAUUUACGUCAUCAGUAUGGAAUUUCUAUCGCUGAGUCGCAGACAAUCAUGCAUUCCUCCUGGCGAAACAUUCCUGUUGGCGAGGAGCUAGGAGAAAUGGCUGUACCUGCAGGCUAUAGCUCACCUAUAGAUACCAAAAUAAUGUUUGAGUCAAACCUUCAGCGGCUCACCUAUACCAAAAUAUUGAUCGAGUAGUCCCCCCACCCCCCUUCCCCUCUAGGAUGGUGUUUGAUCUCUUUUUUUAUCAACAGGCAAUGAUGAUUCACAAAAAGGUCCUGAAGAUCGGCAAUGGGACAGAAUUAGCUUGGGAGAAAAUAUGUUUUAGGUAAGUGUUCUGCGGACUUUAUUUCCAGGACUGCCUGCUGAUUGAGUGGGAUGUCAAAACAGCAUCAAAUGCUAUUUAAAGAUAAGUUCCAUGGAUAACCUGGUGCCUGUGAAAUGUUUAUUAAAUUGUUCUAGGUUUUAGCUCAAACAUUUUAGGAACCAAAACUGCCAAUUUUUCAUGCCAAUUUUAUCUUCAGUUUAAACUUAAGAUUUACAUGUACCUUGCGUACUUAUGUUUCACAUUCAUGCCUAGCGAGCCACUAACAAGCUACUUCUGUAAGACCUUACAUUAUAAAUGGCUCCCUGUAUUCUUCAGUUGCUCCAAUGAUAUUCUCCUCUCCUGCCAAGAUUAUUCUACCUCAGUUUCAACUGGAUUGUAAAGACCCAUUUGCACAUUUUGACAUAAAAAUGGCUAUAUGAUUUUGCCUUGAAAAAGCAAUUAGUGGGUCAUAUCUUAAACAAAAUUCAAACCCACACCAUUUUCUUAAAAUGUUUUGCUCCCAAAAUGAUUUUAAAAUUCUCUUUCCACAAAUUUUGCCUUAAACUUCAAGGAAAAUUUGAAAGAUUCAGAACAUCUCAGCAUAACUAUCAAAUUUAACAAAUUAAAAAGUAGUUUUGGCCAGUUUUGGGGGGCAACUGGAUUGUUGAAAAAGUCAAAGUAAAUGUUUCCCCUCAAAUUUCGGGUGUAUAUUUUUAUUGUUCAUUCCAACUCAUCAUUUAAAGGAAGCAUUGGUCAACCUUUAGUAAUGGCCUAAUCAAUUUGACUGUAAUGGUAACAGGACUGAGUGGAGUCCAAUUAGGUCUGUAAUCAUACGAGUGAUUUACAAAAUCGGACGACCGCCUAGCGGGAGUCUGAUUUGUUGAAUCACGAGUAUGAUUACAGACCGAAUUGGACGACACAAAGUUCUGUUACCAAUUAAUCAUAACUUUACCAAAAUUUGUGAUAUAAUAGGCUAUAUUUGAAAUCAAAACACAAGAAAUUUGAAAGUUUGUUUUGCUAGCACUGAAAAAAAAAGCCAUUUAAGCGCGCGCGUGAUGGCGCGUACUGUCCAAUUACUUAGGCAUGACGCAUACUGUCGUAUUAAACUGUCCUAUUAAGGCUGAAAUCAGGGCAGUUGAUAGCCAAUCAGAUUUGACAAUUUUGUUAUAGUUAUGAUUAUGCAUAAUAGUCAUUGGUUUCAAUUUUCUCCAAUUCUUUGAUUUAGGUUGGGUCCCAGUUGCAUGAUUAAUGGUUUGUUGGAGCUUUGGUCUUUUAACGAGACUGCAAUAAAUCAGCUUAGCAAAGAUGAUAUUUUGAAAAAGAUCAAUCAGCCUGAAAUCAUAAGGUAAAAAUAUUGUUCUGUACUGUUGCGAAAGACCCACCUUCCACAUUUUUGAUGUUGCAAGUUUUGAUGAUAGGAUCAUUUGGCAAAAAUCUGUCAACACCACUGAAAAGAGUGCUCAAAAAUUAGGAAACUUGCCAAGUUUGAAAGUAAUUCAUCUUAAGUGAGCAAAGGUGGUUCGUUUGGUGGGGGGCAAGUUGGUCCCCUCACCAUGUACAAACUUCAGUACAAUUUUGCAACUUUGCCGAGCUAUAUCUUUGUUCGUACGUAUCAACAAGUCUAUCUUAAACCUGGCAAUUUUACUAUUUUUAGGCUCUUUUGAGCGAUGUUGAUGUUUUUUCACUAAGCGGUCUUUGUCAAAAGUUGAAAAAACUGUGGAAGCGGACACUGUGGUGGACCUUGAGUUACUGUCCUCAUUAGCAAGAGUCCGUAAUAGUGGGAGUUUACCAUAAAAUUCCGAAAAUAAGCCCCUCCAUGUAUAAGCCCCCCAAACUGUUAACGUAAAAAACAUUCAGUUAAAUUGCCCCUCCAAAAUAAGCCCCCAGGGCUUGUAAUUGGAAAAUUUCCCUCAAGUACAAAGUAAAACAAAGCAAAAACGGUAAAUUUACUUCCAACUAUAAGGCUAGCCCAAUCGAUUUUGAGAUGCAAAUUUCCCUCCAUAGAUAAGCCCCUCCGAGUAUACGCCCCUCCAAAACUAAGCCCCUCAAAAAGGGCCUUUGAAAAAUAUAAGCCCCGGGGUUUAUUUUCGGAAUUUCAUGGUAUUUCACUCAAACAUCUAUAAUUUAUUUUUGCCUGGGAUUUAGCUGCUGUCUGUAUUAUCGGGGUGUCCGUUAUAGCGGGGUGUGCGCAAGGCAAGAGUUGACGGUAUUCAGCUCAGCAUACCGUUUUUGCCUUAAUUUUGAAAGUACAACGAUAUUGACCAGAUGAUCAUGAUGGCAAGAAAGGUUACAUGACUGUACACUGAAUAUGCGGCCAGAGUGUCAAAGUCCUGUGGAAAGUCACAUUUUUUGACAAUAAGCAAAGAAACCUUAAAUCAAAUCUCAUUUUCAUAGUCUUUCUUGUCCUCAAAUCUACAAUCAAUCAAUCAAUCAAUCAAUCAUUAAUUUUAACACGUUGCGUCAAAGAGCUAAAAAACUUGUUCAAAAUACGAACAUGUAAGGGUGUACAGGUCCCUCAUUGUUUAUUAAAUGCAGACUUUGUAGGUUUUCUUAUUCAAGGUUAAUUAAGUUAAUAAUUUUUUUUUCAUUUUAGUCCUGUCACCAACAAGAAGUUUGUGCUUUCCCAGUACAUUGGCGGGAUUGAACGUAACGGAACAAAUCACAUUGUGAAAGCUGAAGCGUCAAUAACAGCUUAUGGAAUUAAAUACAAUCCUGUAUUGAACACAGCUGAGGGACGUUUGGUAAGCAUAUAUUCCCACUCUUUUCUAAAUAUCAACACACAAACUCUCCAGACUAAUCUCCAUACAUUUUCUUAAAAGUUAGUCGAGAGAAUUAAUUUUGUUAAAGGAUUUAAGUAUUUUCCCUUAGUGAUCAUUUUAUUAAUUCUCUCAACCUUUUCUAUAGAUAAUGUAUUUGUAUAGUUAGGAGAAAAUUGAUAUUGGUCACUAUUGGGGCUUAAGGGUUAUAACAUAUUAUGAAAUAACUAAGAUAGUACACGUGCUUUGAUUGGCCAAGAGUCGUGUUUGCAUGAGAGUAUGUAAACAUGGUUGUGAUGUCAAGGUGUUUUGCUCUUCAUGCACUAAUCCUGCAAUGAUGAAUUUGAAAAAGUUUUUGAGAUGAAAACUUGACAAGUUUACUUUAUUUACCCAUUCCCUCAUUGGCUGAAACUUGGAAAAUCUUGGUCAAAAAUCUUUACAACCAUUGUAGAUUUCAGAUUCAGUCUCAUUGUAAUGAGCUGUGCUUUUCACUUUUCUAAAUCCACUUUCCUUGAAUUUGAUGUAAAUGUCUUCUAACAAAAAUAUCCAUUCAAAGAUUUUCAAUCUGACCUGAUACAGAGAAGUUCUCAUUAGAUAUUCACUGCUCAUUACGCAUGCAGAAAUGUUGAUUUGAAUUUGACAAAAGAUACUAGAACCACUAAUGGAUUCUUUUUUCAAAAAUUUCAGUCUAGAUGACCUUUAAAAAAAAAAAAAAUUGCCUCAUCAUUUCAGUCUAGAUUUAAUUUUGUACAAUUUAAUGGUACAGUGGGUAUGGUCAUGCACUGGUGGUUUGGGUAAUGCUGAGGUUACACAUAGAUUCUGUCGAUGUACCUCAGUGUGUUCAUUGACAGUUGGUAGAGGUCUGAAGCUAUAUAUUCCUCACAAUUACCAAUACUUUUAAUAGGAGGAUGAAAUGACUGAAGAUUGGGAAACUGCAUUCAAUGAACUGUUGUCUAGCAUUGAUCUUUCUCCAGUGGAGCUGCUUUAUUACAGUCAGCUCCAGUAAGUACAGCAUCUUUUCCCUCUUUUUGCACAUGUAUAGGCUCCUCCAAAUAUAAGCCCCCCAAACCAAUAACGCAAAAACCCCUCCGUUAAAUCACCUGUCCAAAUAUAAUCCCCCUCGGGGGCUUGUACUUGGAACAUUGCCCCCAAAUACAAAGUAAAACAAAACAAAAACGGUAAAUUUACUUCCAUCUAUAAGGCUAGCCCAAUCGAUUUGGAAACGCAAAUUUCCCUCCAUAGAUAAGCCCCUGCAAAAAUAAGCCCCUCGAAAAGGGUCUUUGCAAAAUAUAAGCCCCGGCCGGGGGCUUAUUUUCGGAAUUUUACAGUAUUUCUGAUUGUCAUAGUGUCAGAGUAUUUGUUGCCUCUUGUCUAGGGUGUGAUUGAACCACUCAGUUCAGUCAAGUUGUUCCUUCCAAAAUAAUAAUUCUCUAUCGUUCCAUUCUUCUACAAUGUUCAUGUAUCUCCCUGCUCCAUAACUCUCUUUGUAAAUGACUAAGUUUAUCUUUGUAAAUUCAGCCCACUGUACAUUUCAUCUCUGAGACCCUAAUUGUCUUGACUAUCGGGCAUAAAAUUAAUAAUAAUGGUUUCUAGAGUGUGUUUACUAUCAUAUAAACCAGUCAAAGCUCCUGACCAGAUUCUGGACAGACUUUAUAUGGUGCAUAAUCAUCAGUAUGGAAUUUCGGGGGGCCAAAAUGAAGUUGAUGUCUCUUUUUGAAAUGUCCCAGUGGUAGAGGGUGAUGAGAGGUGAUAGAGUGUAUUUAUGGGAUUUUUUUUAAUAUAUAAAAGCUAUAAAGCUUGUAUAAUUAUGUCUUAGGUGCCAAUACCAAGUGGUAAACAGUCAAAAUCAAUUAAGUCCCAUAUAUGUGAUACAGUUAUUUUUUGAAAUUGUCUAAUUAAACAGAUUUCAAACGGAUUCAGGGGAGAGCAUACAGGGCGAUAUUCAACUCCUGUCCGUUGGGUACAUGCUUAUUAUUGCUUAUGUGGCUAUUAUGCUUGGAAAAUUCACACGCCUAAACAUAAAGGUAAGAUGCGGAAAGCCUUUAAAUGUCAUUACUAUCAUAGUGCACAAGAAUUCAUAUUACAGUCGAACCUCCAUGUGUGACCCCAUCCCAUAAGCAACCAUUAUAUACCAAAACACUGGUGUUUUUCAGUCAAAGCCUUACAGUUGAAACCUCUCGUAAACAAUCACCUGUUGUAAGCAACCAUUGUCAAAUUUAUUGUUAACUUACUUUUUUUAAUUCUCUAUUGUUUUUAACCUCUUGUAAGCAACCACUUAAUUAAUGCAUGGUGUGAUCUUUAUGUUCACUGUGUAUACUAUGCUACUCAGGAUAUAAGAAGAACAGUUAACGGCAAUGUGGAAUUACACUUAUUACAACUCAAUAAUUGCGUGUUAUAAAUUAUCUUGCAUAAAGAAGAUGCAUGGAAAUCUCUUCUUGAAAAAGACUUUUGAGUCAACAAUGUAUUUAUGCAGAUUUUAAGUACAUGUACAUUUAACUGAAGUACAUUUUUAAUUUCUCGAUAGGCUUGGCUGGGAUUGCUUGGAGUCCUGUGCAUUGGUUUGGCAAUUGGGGUGUCAUUUGGGCUUUCCAGUGGAUUUGGUGCUUUUUAUGGCCCAGUUCAUUCAACCUUACCUUUCCUUCUACUUGGUAAAAUCCAGCACGUCAUCUUCUCUGUUCUUCUAUUUUGGUUUCACUGAUUGAAACCUACAUCAGCGCGUCAGCCAACACACAAGUUCAAAUUCUUUGAUUGGGAGGCACAUGAAAAAAAGGAUGAAUUUAGGUUUCGUGGAAACUGCCCACCUACCCCUCCCCUGAGCCAUCAUUUUUUGCACUAAGGGAGAAGUAAGUGUUAAUGUUAGCUUAGGGGAGAGGUAGGUGGGCAGUUUCCCCGAAACCUAAAUUGAUCUGAAAAAAACAUGGGUCGAGAAAUCAACCCUUACGGACAAUUUUUCAGUCGUCAAAAAAGGCAGAAAUAAAUUCGAGAUGUGUACGAGAUGCUAUUUAUACAAGAACUCAGACCAUCACUGAACGUGCAAUUGAACUUGAUUCAUGCUAAGCUUUCCUAUUAAGACAUCUACAGUAGAUGAUAAUGAGGCCUGCGCGAAUGCAAUCUAAUUGGUUCAAACUUCAAUUCUUUUAUCACCUUUGAAACUUUACGAUAAUCAAUCUAACCUCGGAAAGUAACAUUUGAGAAGCAGCACCAGUGUCUUUUUUCUGGGGCCCCAACAGGCUCAACAAAUUACCGGAAAUUCAUUUUGAAUUUCCCUUCAACCUGGGGUCAAUCUGAUAACACUUUUACAAGUGUAAUUUACAAGAGUACUUAGCUAUUGCUUUAGGGUCUGAAAACAAUAGCUAUACUUGUAAAUUACACUUGUAAAAGUUUAAUUAAAUCGACCCCUGAUUGGCAAAUCAAAGGGGGCAUUUUUAACAGGCCAGUCAUGGCUCUUGGUCAAAUAUUGGUACACAAGUGGGGCCCAGAAAAUGGAUUUUGGCACUGUUUCACAGAUGGGCUUAACCAGGAAGUUAAUUUCUGUCUAUUGCGCAGGCUAAGAAGUGAGAAACUCGAAGAUGAAAGUAGAAAAAUAACUGAAAUAUGUCUCUUUACAGGUAUCGGAGUUGAUGACAUGUUUGUUAUUGUGCAAGCAUGGAAUAACUUACCUCUUGAUUUCGUCAAAAACCGUGGAGUCCCUGAGGCCAUUGGCGUAGCAUUACAACAUGCUGUAAGUUCAAUUCCUGGUCGAUUUUCCAACAAAUAUAUUUUAGCUUGCUUUGGAACAUACACCGCCUUAUCUUUUACUUCUGACAGUGUCAACACAGCCUUAGGAAUAAUCAGAGUGAUGGAUAUCCUUUAACAAGUACAUGAAAUUUGGUUUGUGUUCCGCAUAAAACAAAAAAGAUAUCGGUUUAUUAGUGUACGAACCCCUAGAAACCCCUGCAUGGGUGGACAGAGGGAGAAUAGAAACUUGUGAGGAGCUAGCGUGAUGAAAUGUGAUGAUAAAAUUUAUUGGUUUAUAUAAAAUUUGCCAUGAUUUUCUGUCCUGUAGGGUGUCUCUAUCACGAUAACAUCUUUGACUGAUUUCUUGGCUUUCAUGAUUGGAGCAAGCACUGUGAGUUUUACUAAAUAAACUUGUACAUGUACGUUAUAAGUUCAGGGUUUGAAAAGGUGCAGGAAAUAAAUCUUUAUGGAUUAAAUGUGGGCAAAAGUUGGUUUCACAGUGUGUGAUUAAUGAUCUUUUUUUUUUUGGACUAAGCAGACAUUUUAACGAGAAAGCGUUGUUUAGUUUCUUAACUGCAACUGAAACAAGUUCAUCCUUCAAAAAUCUCACGAUCAUAAGUCAUAGUCUCAGACAAAAAUCACCUUUUAAGUAUUGUUCUUAAAAUAUGCCAGUGGAAUCAGUCAGUGACUUUACUUUGUACUGACGCUUGAAAGUUUGCGACUCUGCCAGGUGAAGUGAAUAUAACACAGAACUUUUAAAAGGUGACUUGUCCGUUUCUGUUAUAGGUUAUUUCAUUGGUAAGAUAUUCUGUCAUAGGGUCUUAUAGACAGUGUGCAGAAAAGAAAUGUCCGUAAAAUGGGAUCGACGAUAUAGAAAAGUUUGCAACUCGGGACACAGAAAAGUGUCCGUUGUCCGUAUUAACCGGUGCCCAUAAUAAGCGGGGUAUUUUUAGAAAAUAUAUAUUAGCCUUCCGUUGGGACAAAUGAAACUGUCCAUAUAUAUGGGUGUCUGUAGAGCGGCGUACCACUGUAUUUCUUUUUACUUAGUGUAGUCUGUGCUUUAAUUUUCUUUGUAAUUUUUAUUGUUUUUCUUUAGAUUUUACCAGCCUUAAGAUCAUUUUGCAUUUUUGCUGGAAUAGGUAAGUCAGUAUCAGAACAAAAGAACAUUUUUUUUUCAACCGGCUUUUUUCAAAGUUUUUGUGUUGAAACUGUUACGUGAGUCGCGGUGACAGUAUUAACUUGUUGCCUAUCAACAUUCACAACUCGCCCUCCCUUCCACAGGUUAAAUCGUCCCUUAAACAUUUCGUAUUGGACUCUAGGGGUAAUAAAUCCGACAUAUCGUUGAUUCUUUUUAGCUAGAUAUCUUUAUUUCUUAACUCACGUCUAACAGCAUUGUAAUUAUGCAUUUCCUAUUGUAAUUUUAUUAGUUGCAAGUACGCUGUAAAAUUAAAUUGAUUCUGAAACUUCCUCCGUGCAGAGUCAAUAAAGUCAUUGGUAUUUGUGUAAAUUAUGAUUAUUAUUUUGACUCUCUCCUUCAGGAAUUUUAGCAGACUUUGCUCUUCAAGCCACACUGUUUACAGCGUUCUUGGCUUUAGAUGCCCGGAGGUACAGUUCUUUACCUUUCCAGUCCUAGACCAUGUUAUACAUAUACGUGAACAAAAUGCUAUGGUGUUACCAUUCAAAUGAUUUAUUAUUAUUAUUGUUAUUAUUAUUAUUAUUAUUUUUUUUUUUUAUUAGUAUUAUUAUUAUUAUUAUUAUUAUUAUUAUUAUUAUUAUUAUUAUUAUUAUUAUUAUUAUUAUGACAGAGGGCUUAGGAUAAAUUUCAGAAAAAAGAAAUUAGAUCUUUUUAGCUAGCGGAAGUAGGCGGGUGUAGGGUUAAUCUCAAUUUUUUUGUUUGUUUUGUUUUGUUUUGUUUUUUUUUUUGCGCACAGGGUUUGGGCGGAUCAUGAAAAAAGUAAUGAAAUUUAAGAAUUUCAUUUUCUAAGCUUGGGAGGUUAUGGAAUAUAAUUGUGGGUCACGAAGAGUCAUGGAAAAUCAUGUAGUUCUGUUUGGUUGAAACUGCAGAUGACAACGAAAGGAUAAAGCUUACAAAAUAAAGACAAGCUUUUAAACAGUCCGGACGGCGUUGCCAGUUGUGUCUGUUUAACUGCGUUAAGUCAGGAAAAUAAAAGGAUAGGUUUGAACGUUUUCAAAGUGACAGCCAAACUUAAAAUCAUGGAAAACUGGAAAACGUCAUGGAAAAAGUCGUGGAAAGGCAUGGAAUGUAGGGAAGAGAUUUGUAAAAUAUAGCACGAACGCUAUUUUUGUAUCUUGAACUAAGAGGCUUAACUUUUCAAGGAGUCAAGAAAAUACGGUAUCUCAUAAAUAUUUUCGUGACAUUUCGUGACACCAGCGUUGGUUUUCCUGCGAAUUGACGUCCGAGAAACGAGUGCGGAAAUUCUAUACUGAUGACGUGUCACUACGUAGACCUAAGUAGUGCUUCCGAUUGGGCCAGCCGCAAGGGUAGUCUGCUUCAACCAAUCAGAAGCACUAUCCUGAUCGGGUUAGUUACACGCCAUGAACAUGGAAUUUCUGUGGGCGUUCCUCAACUGUCAUUUCGUGGAUAUGUCGGCUGUAUACUCAGGCGAGUAAAAGUUGAUUAUUGAUUGAUUAUCUGUAGGCAGGGAAAGAAACGCGAUGGCUGCUGCUGCUGUAUCAAACUGAGAGAUGAUUACACCGAAUCAGAGUGUGGUAAGAGGGAUCUUCUACAGGAGAUAAUGGACAAGUAUUUUGGACGAGUCUUGCUGUCUCUUCCUGGAAAGGUAAAUGCUUUCGUUUGAUCCAAUUUAAAGGAGUUAACAACUAACGGCGCCUUCAGUGCUAGUGAUUUGCUGUUGUUUGGUAUGCACAUGCUCGUUCGCUACGUCUUUCACAUGGUUGGUUGGCGUGUGGAGGUUUCCUUCUUGCAGCGUUUUUUCCUGCCACUAGGUUUUUUUCAGCCAAUGUUCCUUCCUACCCACCCCCCCCCCUAGCGUUGCCCUGUUGUUCCUUCUUUACUGAUAUUUUUCAGUAUGGCAGGUGCCUGUGUUGUUUACUUUGUGUAUGGGGGCUCAUGGCUGGGUUUCGCUGUUGUGCCAACAGUAGGGGCGUUAUUUCAAUCCAGGGGCGAGCUGCCAAAAGUGGAAGCCCCUGGAUACUCCAGGCACCCAACCUCCAUCUAGCAAUAUAGGUGUUUAAACUUUAAUAGCGUAAAUAUGAUAAAAUAAAUGAAUUACAGGCUCAACUUUCACUAAGAUGUCAGUCAUUUAGGAUCUUUUUGUAUAGCUGCAAUGAUAAACCAAUUUACCGGUGAACCGCGAUAUUUCUUCUUACGAUACGAAUGUCGUUAUUUGAACAAGGUAUCGCGAUAUUGCGGUAGUCUUUUUUUUUACAUUACUGAUUUGCUCCAUCGCGACAAAUUUGUGAAAUCAGUGUCUUUGUUCUUUCUUUUCAAACUCAUUGAUAAUUCAUAAAGAAAAUAGAAAGGAAAUUAAAGUUUAAUGAUUGUUUGGAAAUCAGAUGAAAAAACUGCUCAUUUUUGCAUCCUUAAUUUCUCCUUCAAAAAUCAUUUUGUUUGAGAAGUAAUAUCAAGCAUACGACACAUUAUUACAUAACCAGAUGAAACACCUGGAAGUUCGUCAAAACUACUCCGCUGCGCGUCGUAUUUUCAAUUCUUUUCUCAGUGUUUCAUCUGGUGAUAAAACACUGCGUCUCAUGCUUGAUAUAUUACUUACCCAUUCUCUACACGAUAACGACAAUCCUUCGUUUUCAAAAAUCUCCACUGCGCGGACCGUUUUUAAAAACCUGCUUCUCUGGUGUCCGAAAGCGCUGUUUACUUUUGGCCGGAAGGCUAAAACGGAGAAAAAAUCCGGAUACCUGUGGACGUGACCUUAAUUGCUAAAAAUCCCUCUUUUUUCCUAUCCCCUGCAGAUUAUAGUGAUGAUCAUUACUGCUGGAUUGUUUGGUUUUAAUUUAUAUGGAACUCUGAUGAUGGAGCAGUUUACUGAUCAAAUUUGGUUUUUGCCACCUGAUUCGAUGGGUUACAAAUACGAGAUGGCAAACCGUGAGGUAUCUUUAAUGUGCCAAUAAUCUAAAACUUUUUACUUUUGUAAUUAAUAGUACACAUUACUGAGAACCUCUGCGCAAAAAAAGUUUGACUUGAACACAAUGUGCUUUUCUUAGAAUCUUUGCUUUUUGGAACGUUUAAAUUUGCUGCCAUUUUGGCACAUUCAAGGUAGUUCAAUAACAUGAGCUCCGGUUGUUCAAAGUUAGAUAACUCGAUUCAAGAAUUCAAAAUUUAAAAGGUUUAAUUCAGAAAAAAUUCCAAUUCUUAGUUUUUAAAAUGCUGAAAUAAGUAUGCAAUUGUUGCUAUGGAUAAGUACUGCUAAAGAGUUUCAUGGUCACACCAUAGGAUUUCAUUCACAGACUGAAAAAAUAGAGCUGCAAACUUAACAGCGCCAUGCAUGUGCAGAAAGUAGUACUAAAAAAGAGGUUUCAUUUGAAUGGUCACACCAGUUUGACCAUUUUAAUUUGAAGUUGUGCGUUAGACUUUGUCGGUUUAGUGCCGAACUUCGCCAUGGGAUUGUUUGGGGGCGAAUUUCGACCCAGGUUCCUGCUCAUUUUCUUAAUAGCCAGUUAAUAGCCAAUAAAAGAAGCGAUCCAAAAAAGUCCCAUUGUGCAAUUUGAUACAACACAGACUCGAACGUAAGAAUUACCAAAUUGCUUGUCUCCGCAAUGGAAUUGGGAGAUCAUGUUCAAAGUUAUUGAUUAAUAAAUAAUAAUAAAAUGCGUAUAAAAACUAACGAAAUAAUGCCCCGACGUUUCGUCGACCUCACUUCGGAAUGCUGUACGUCAAACCAUUAAGACCGCCUUUGAACGUGAAAAAGGAUUCAAUACUUGCUUAGGUCUUUGUCUAGCUGUACUUUUAAUUUUAUGCAGAGUUAGAGUACUUUGACUCCUUUUGAACUCGCAUUAAUUUAUUUCCAUUCCUUGAUAAUAGGGAGCUUAAACAACUACGACGAAGACCACAACGACGACUUCAAAAAAACAAUAAGUUUAAUGAUCAAAACAACAGCUCUGCACGUGCAUCACGCUUCGUAGUACAUUUCUUUGACGUCCACUGCACGACUACGACGUGAAACCUCCUGAUUUGAUGUUUUAUGGAGGACGUGGACACACGACGACAAAUUUUCCUUCCUCUUUUUGAACCUGAAUAAAAUCCUUAAGGAUUCAACUCCAGGAAACGUCGCCUGCAUUUGACGUAUUGAGCGGGUCCAAAUAGGCGCGAUUAAGUUUGAAAGAACAUAAAUUCAUUUUUUUACCGACGUUUUUCACUGCCGUCGUCGUCGUCCUGACUUAAGGUCCCUAAUGGCGCCACGAGGUCGCCGAAAGGUCGAGACAUUAUUUCCUUAGUUUUUACAGAGAACUGACGUCAUUUACUUGUCGCACCUUAAAGAUAUUGUGUUGAUCUUACUGUGGUCAAUAAUUUUUUGCAGUUUUUCCCAGUGGAUGGCGCUCAGUCAAGCAUCUACACAGGUAAAAUGAUAGUAAUUUUGCCAAAUGCAUUCUCGAGCCUGUUGAAUAUUAGUCUCCCUCGCAGCCAUUUUUGUCUCGUCACGCAAGGCUUGUCCCCAUUUUGUUGAUGUACUUUCAUUAAAUGUACACGUAAAAGUUUCCUUUCUUUCCUGCUAGCAGACGCCCUUUUUCUUUAACAUUCGAGGAGCUGACAAGAAGGAUCACAAGAAACCGUCACUUUGUUAGCGAUCCCUGUUUACUCACUUUCGCGCGGUAAGAAGACUGAGCACUAAAAAAUAAAACAGCCAAUCAGACAAAAGUCUCCUUUGUUCAUCACGUGACGGUUUGGUCGCUUGAUAGCAGUGCACAUGCUCAGCACAGUCUGUUUCGACCCAGGUCUCUUUCCUUCCUGCUGGUCAGCUUAGCAAGUACGAAAGAAACGAGGCCUCUGUUAACAGGGAUUUUUCUUUCGUGGGCUGUUUAGCAAAUUUCCCAAUGACUGAUCCCACAGGAAAGUAAUUAAUAUUUGUUAACACUGACAGUUUCCUUUUAUUGCUUAUUUAGUUUACUCUAUUUACUUUGAAUUUAUUCUCAUGCAGCAAAAUUCGAUUAUUAUGCAAACCAAGGCAAACUUCACCAGCUUCAUGAUGUUGUUGUCAAUGAUCAGUAUGUGGUCGCCAGCUCAUUGAAUAGUUGGUACGAGGAGUACAUCAAGUGGGCCAGCCGAAGCAAACCUGGACAAGAGUUCGACCAGAGCUCAACUCCAUGUUAGUUACUCAAUUUGUCUGUUUUGCGGUGGAUAGCCUGCUAGCAUGGUCUUCAUGUAUGGCGAGCGAAGCGAACCCGCGAGAGAACGCGCAAGCGAGCGGCGAAGCCACGAGGUGCGGAGGAAAGGAGAGCUUGCAAAAAUCUCGUAUAAAUUUUCAUUUCUGCUUCGCCCGGGGUUGCGCAUGUGCGUGUAGUGACAGGACGUGUCUUUUUACGCUCCCAGUAUAAUGUAAUAGACACGUCUCCAUACUACCUGCCUCGAUUGGCUCUACUAUUUUGCAGGUAGUCUGUAUUUGUAAUUUAUUCAUUGCGAAUGUAAACAAAUAAAGCUUCUUCUUCUUCUUGACGAAUCAAAAUACCAUUGGCUGAAAAAUGAUGCACCGUCAAAUGAUUUGGAUUGAUGAUAUUCCUGGCUGACCCGCCAUAAAUGCUUGCCGUACAUUUAGAAACACGCCUCGCCCUUCGCAAUCGUGUCUCCUUUCACGUGCUUCUCUCGCGUGACCUCUCACGACUUCCCCAAAUGGAGAUCUUUCUCGCAGGCUAGCGGUGGUACGGCUCAGUGCUAUAUAGAUUAACAGUAAAACAGGAAAGUACUGUGCAGUAGUUUCAUUUGAAUAAUCUGGCAGUACUAAGAAUUUCAUUUUCAGACUCGAAAACGUUAGAAAAGAAACACCUUAUAUGCCGUUAAAGGAAAAUACUGCUCAUUAGCUUUCAUUUGAAUGGUUGCACUGAAGGAUUUCAUCCACAGAUUCAGAUAUUAUAACCACCUGAUACAGUACAAUAAACAGUACCACAGGAAAGUACAGCUCAGUAGCUUUUUUUUGAAUGGUCACAAGUUAGGAUUUCAUCUACAGACUCUAAAGAUAGAACCACCUUGUACGGCACAAUAAACAGUACCACAGGAAAGUACUGCUCAGUAGCUUUCAUUUGAAUGGUUGCACUGAAGGAUUUCAUCCACAGAUUCAGAUAUUAUAACCACCUGAUACAGUAAAAUAAACAGUACCAUAGGAAAGUACUGCUCAGUAGCUUUCAUUUGAAUGGUUGCACUGAAGGAUUUCAUCCACAGAUUCAAAUGUUAUAACCACCUGAUACAGCAUAAUAAACAGUACCACAGGAAAGUACUGCUCAGUAGCUUUCAUUUGAAUGGUUGCACUGAAGGAUUUCAUCCACAGAUUCAGAUGUUAUAACCACCUGAUACAGCAUAAUAAACAGUACCACGGGAAAGUACUGCUCAGUAGCUUUUAUUUGAAUGGUUACACUGAAGGAUUUCAUCCACAGAUUCAAAUGUUAUAACCACCUGAUACAGCACAAUAAACAGUACCACAGGAAAGUACUGCUCAGUAGCUUUCAUUUGAAUGGUUGUACUGAAGGAUUUCAUCCACAGAUUCAGAUGUUAUAACCACCUGAUACAAUACAAUAAACAGUACCAUAGGAAAGUACUGCUCAGUAGCUUUCAUUUAAAUGGUUGCACUGAAGGAUUUCAUCCACAGAUUCAGAUAUUAUAACCACCAUGUACAGCAUAAUAAACAGUACCACAGGAAAGUACUGCUCAGUAGCUUUCAUUUGAAUAGUCAAGCUAAGGAUUUUAUCUAAUAUAGACUUAACAGUUAGUUGGCCAGUUUACAAAUGUCCUUUUGACCAGCAGCUUUCAUUUCAAAGGUCACACGUUAGGAUUUCAUCUACAGACUUUAAAGAUAGAACCACCUUUGACAGCAUAAUAAACAGCACCAUAGGAAAGUGCUGCUCAGUAGCUUUCAUUUGAACGGUCACACUAAGGUUGUUAUCCAGAGACUCAACAGUUAGUUGGCCAGUUUACAAAUGCCCUUUUGACCAAGUUACUGAACUGAACUUAUUUCUAUUUUAGGGAAGAUACGCAACAAGAGUAAAUUCCAUGAAUGGCUUUCAGAAUUUGUUAAAGGACCAGGAAUCAGUUACCAAAAAGAUAUUCAGUUCAAAAAUGUCAGUGGACAACACCCCGAGAUCAAGGUAACUUUAAAUAUUUUCAAAACAUGAGUAAUGUUUUCCCAGAAUUGCGAAAAUACACGCAAAUGUCUGUAAUUCCCCACUUCAGAAACUUUAAGGAGACUGGGUACAAGCUUUUGGUGCGGUGAUUGCUGGGAUUGUUUGGGUAGACAAGCGUUAGUUGUGAUUGGUCGAUGCGGUAUUCAAGGCAACCAUUAACCAAUAAUAAGUAACGCUUGUCCACCCAAACGAUCCCAGGAAUCAUUGCGUUAAAAGCUCGUGCCCAUUCCCCUUUAGCGAGUGGAAUUUCGAUUGCGCAAUUUCCGUAGGAAAGGAAGAAAUGCGCAGUUUUAUCAUACGUCCAGCCUUAUCCUCGCUUUAUCAGAAGGGCCAGGUUUCUAAGCGCAUAACUGUUAAAUGGUGUAUUCUUUACAUAGUAACGUUGCGCAAUUUAUUAACCGGAAGGGGCACGUCACCACCACUCUCGGUCCAUGUAAGGGAAUCAUUGGAUUCUGGAUUCCACCCUGGGGAUUCCGGAUUUCCGGUACUGGAUACCGGAUCCUUGUCAAUGGAACUUGGACUCCGGAUUCCGGAUUUUUAAUCGUUAUCGGGAUUUCGGUUUGCUUGAGCUAAAUUACGGAUUACAAACCCCAGGAUUCGAGAUUCCACCUAGCAAAAUUUUUUUCACGCAUUUCGGAAUAACGGGCCGAACCACUCACGUAAUGUCCUUUAUCGCCACUGUUUUUUUCCUUUUUCUUUCAACAGGCAAGUCGCUUCAAUUUUAGACACAUAGAUAUGGACUCUACACAAACAGAGGCAAAAGCUAUGGACGAUUUGCGUGAGAAGAUUGAAAAGGUGUUUGCUGAUGACUUGGCUUUUCCAUAUUCACGGUUCUAUCUGGGAUGGGAAACAAAUAAGGUAUUUAUAAAAGUAGUAAGAACGAAUGGUUGCUAAGUGCGACCAAGUUUCGGGCUUGUUAUCGAAGGUCAAAACGCUCUUGCCCUUCUGGUUAACUUUACGUGAGUAUAACGUGAUAGUAGGUCAAAACGCCGGUGAUCAGAUUACCCAAACCAGCGGCGGAUCCAGGGUAGGGGCCGGGGGACUUGGCCCCCUUCCCCCCUUAUUUUUAGCACUUAUGUCCAGAAAUGCAUGCAAUGGCGAAACUGGCGAAAAAUCGCCAGCCGCUGGCGAUUUGAAUUGGAUGCCAAAAGUGGCCCUCGGAAAAAUUUUUGGCGAAAUUGGCGAUUUUAUAAAAAUCGCCAUGCAUGCCCCGAAGAAUCGCCAGCCGCUGGCGAUUUGAAUUGAUGCUCAGGCUGGCGAUUUUGGCGAAAUUGGCGAUUUUGGCAAAAAUCGCCAGAGGGCUGGCUGGAUAACUAAAGACAACAGUACCAAAUUAGUUGCCUAAUAAGAGGCCCCAAUAACUGUGAGGCAACAUUUAUCAAAUACAACUGAAUCAAAUACAUGACAAAACAGCUUUACCUAACUGUCAAACAACAUUAUUUUAUCAAAUACAACUGCGGGCCCCCUCCUUAUCUCAGGUUCUGGAUGACCACCCCCAAUUACCUGAAGGUCUGAAUCCGCCAAUGCAAACGCGAGUCGGAUUGCGUUCAUUGUAAGUGAGGAUCUAAAAGAACGCUGGCUUCAUGCGGGCUCCUGGUCGCCCGCAAUAAAAUUUUACUGAAUGGUCUUUUGGAUCUUUGUCAAAACAAUGUUUUAAGACGCUACUCUUAAUAUCGCCCCCAUUAACCCCUACAUGUAGGUAACGGUUUUACAAGUUCAGGUAAAAGUUCACCUUCGUUCCCAAAGACUUUCCUCGAAGGUGUGGUUGAUCGAAGAAACUGCUUACUUCUUGCAUCUUGACUGUAAAACAACGUGCGCGAUCAUAAGAAAGGAAGUUAAGACCGUAGGGUCACACCAUAGGGUUUGUUUCACAGACUGUAAAGGUCAAACUUCAUUCUACUGCAUAAUAUACUGUACCACAGGAAAUUACUGCUCAGUAGCUUUCAUUUGAAUGGUCACACUUUUAGGACUCAAAUGUUAUUACCACCUUGUCAGCGCAACACUGAUAUUACGUAACAGCGCGACAUGAAAAUAAAGCUCCGUCGCGUUUAUUGAAAUGGUUACUAAAGAAUUACUGGAACGGACAAAACUGCAAAGGUUGAGGCGAAGUAUGUGGUGAAAUUUUUCCUUAUUUCAGGUUAUUUCAGAGGAACUCUUUCGUAACAUGGCCCUCGCUCUGAUGGCUGUAUUCCUAGUCACGCUUGUUGUUCUCGCAAACAUUUGGACGUGCCUCAUGGUCUUUUCUUGUGUAGGCUUUACUCUGGUAAGUUUUUUGACUACAGUUGAAUGCAUCUUUGCAGGUGGCGAAUAAUAAAACCACUUUCGAGUGUUGUUGUUUCCCGCCUUUUUUGUUAGUAGACGUGAUGCCAUAUUUAUGGUUGUCCGUUUAGCGUACUUAGAGACGUAGAUGUUUCUGUUUUAUUUUAACAAACAGCUAAGUGACAUUCAUAUUUUCUAGUUAUUUUUUUUGAAACCCAUUUACCUGACUGGUCAAAAUGACUGGCCAACUGAAAGUUUGUCCGGACAAAUGGUCAUCUUGGCCGGACAUUGUUCGUUGACCGGCCAAUAUUUUGAGCCUUGUUUACGAAGAAAGAGGUACGCAAGGCACGAAUGUGUCACCUACCACGCCUUUCGGCCUUGAGGGAAUAAUACCCUCCUCUAUCUGCAUAAUUCUUGUCAUCACUCUCGCCCAUUCAGUGUCUGUUAAAAUCAUUUUGAAAGUUUAAAUUUGCUGUCGAUGCACGACCUGUUUCGAAAGAAGAGGUACGCAAGGCGUGAAUGUGUUACUUACAUUAAGUCUUGUUAUAGGUCAGUAUUACUGGUACAAUGCAGUUCUGGGGCCUGACCAUUGAUACUGUGAACACCAUCAUUCUGGUGCUGGCUGUUGGUCUGUCUGUGGAUUAUGCGUCUCAUGUUGCGCACACAUUCAUGAUUAUAUCUGGCACACGAUACGGUAGGUUUUUGACAGCAUUUCAUUAUUACUGCUUCAUAAUUUUAUCUUUUUUCUGGUAUAAUUUUCACUGGCCUCGUUCAGGGUGAAGUUAGACCCAUCUUGAUCCUGAGCAAAUUAACAGCGCUCAAUGAAUGUCAUGUUUGCUAUCCUAUUUGUUGCUAAGGGGAAAAAAUCACGGAAAAUUUUUCAAAUUUCGUUUAGUGAUAUCCUAAGAAAUAAAUAUAACCAUACAAAAGUUCUACCAAAGAGGUUUUAUUUGAAUGGUAAUAUCAUAGAAUUUCGUCCACAGAUCUAAAGUUAGAGUGAAUACUGAUCUAACCUCAACGUGGUCUCGUACGGUGAGGGUAUGGGGGCGGGAGGGGGGGGUACUGCCAUAAAUGGGCUAUAUAGGCUUUGGAGAGUCAAAGAAAAGGGAGUAAAGAAAGGUUGGGACGAACUAUAGGUUUCCGUUUUACCGAAGUGUCCGUCUUGUAGAGGUGUCUUUAACAAGAGUGCACUGUAUGUGGACACCAUAGGAAAGCGAGGUGGGAUUAUCGUUCGUGCGGGAUUUGAUUUUCACCUAAUAAUAUGAUGCAGUCAAUAGGGUAUUUUUGGGUUGCCCCUAGCCUCUGUUUCAAAGCGAGGCUAAGUGCAAAGCCAUUGAUUCUCCUACAAAUGAAACUCAUUUUCACAAGAAAGGUUUUCAACUUGGCCUCGUUUUGAAAGUGAGAGGUUUUGGAACUCGAAAAUGGCCUAUACCAUAUGGCGUCGACGUUAAUGAGAAUCCCCGCUUAAAAUAACUGUGUGAAAGAUGCCCCGUACACCAUCCUCGGAGACCCAGGGACAAUCAGUUGGGUCGGCAGAAAGGGCGGGACGAAAGUUUUCAAGUACGGGCGAAAGAGCUUUCGUCCCGCCUUUUCUCCCGACCUGACUGACUGCCCCUGGGUCUCCGAGGAUGCGUACACAGGUGAAAAAUAUGCUGAAGGGUCCCUUUUUGAUGAGAGACAAUGUUUUCCUUUUUAGAUCGCGCCCGCGCAACCUUGCGCGAUAUUGGACCAGCAGUAUGGAACGGUGGUUUUAGUACAUUUUUAGCCAUUGUGCUAUUGGCGUUUUCCAAUUCGUACGUUUUCAAGACUUUCUUUAAGGUAAAUAGACGUGAUAUGGGCUCUCCUUGCUGGAUAAUUUGGAUGGUGGAUACGGUUUUGUUUUGGCUGUAAGGGAGUAAUAAAUAUGUUUUGGCUGAAAUAUAUGUUACAUGAACACAAGACAACGACUUUCUUUUUCUUUUCCUGAACUUUGAUACAGUCUUUUUGAAUUCAACUCCAGAAAGAUUUGCCAAGAUUUGACGAAUUGAAUGAGGUGGAAUAAGCGCGAUAAAGUUUGAGGAAGCGUGAUUUCAUUUUUUAAGUGACGUUUUCGUAGCCGUUGCCGUCGCCGCCGUUGUUAGUCAAGCUCCCUAUUAACCAAGAAAAAAUAAUCUACACCGGCUUUAAUGAGGCGUGGAUAUGGUGUUUCUUUUUAAACAGUCGGCCGUACUUUUUAGACCAUGAUCCAUCCUUAUUAAUUGUUCCUUCCUUUUACAGUCUUGUCAGAUUGGUGACAAACCGGGAAGCUGGUAAAAAAUGCCUUAACCCUUUACGUCCCAAUAGUGACCAACAGCAAUUUUCUCCUAACAAUAUCCUUACAUUGUCAUGAGAUGAGGUUAUGAGAAUUAAUAAAAUGAUCACCUAAGAGAAAAUACUUUGAUUUUUUAUCAAUUUCUCUUAACUAAUUCUUAAAGGAAAUGUAUAGAAAUCAGUUUGGAGAAUUUGUAUGUGGAUAUUGGGGCUUAAAGGGUUAAAAUACCGGUGCCACUUUUCUUUUGCAGGUGUUUUUCUGUGUAGUCUUUUAUGGAAUGUUUCACGGAUUGUGCUACCUUCCCGUGAUCCUCAGCGCGAUUGGGCCUUCUCCUUAUGAGUCUGCGAAGGAGCACGAUCACAAAAAUGGCCGUUUGUCCCCAGUCCACCCGGCUGGUUUGCCGGGAGACAAUGCUAGUUAUGAAUUAGCUGUUGCUAAUGGCAAGAAGCCCGUGAGUAAUGAAACUCAGAAUGGCGGAUAUCCACCUCCGGACUACGAUGGUACGUACUGCAAGUGA
This is a messenger RNA of Porites lobata, 23443 nucleotides long. The record is from the annotation of a GenBank genome assembly. Lineage: Eukaryota; Metazoa; Cnidaria; Anthozoa; Scleractinia; Poritidae.